Molecule: messenger RNA, 2037 nt
Organism: Rhea pennata
Lineage: Eukaryota; Metazoa; Chordata; Aves; Rheiformes; Rheidae
Gene: ABCG1
Product: ATP binding cassette subfamily G member 1
Exons: 16
Coding region: 1-2037 (678 amino acids)
Biological process (GO): cholesterol efflux; cholesterol homeostasis; transmembrane transport
Cellular component (GO): membrane
Molecular function (GO): ATP hydrolysis activity; ATP binding; ABC-type sterol transporter activity
Source: RefSeq, a predicted model, not a curated record
AUGGCCUGUCUGAUGGCGGCUUUCUCCGCGGGCACCGCUUCGAAUACCAGCAGUUCUGUCUGUACUAUGGCUGAGCCAAAGUCAGUGUGUGUUUCAGUGGAUGAAGUGGUAUCAAAUGGCACAGACAACCAAGAUGUUCGACUGAUGAAUGGGCACUUAAAAAAGGUGGACAACACUCUGACAGAAGCUCAUCGUUUUUCCUACCUACCCCGCAGACCAGCUGUGAACAUUGAGUUUAAAGAACUGUCAUACUCUAUCCAGGAAGGGCCAUGGUGGAAGAAGAAGGGAUUAUUCAAAGGAGAAUUUCCUCCAGAGCAAAUUGAUGGUUACAAGACCCUUUUGAAAGGGAUUUCAGGGAAAUUCAGCAGUGGAGAACUUGUUGCAAUUAUGGGUCCUUCUGGUGCUGGGAAGUCAACACUCAUGAACAUUCUGGCAGGCUACAGAGAGACGGGAAUGAAAGGAGAAAUUCUCAUCAAUGGACAGCCUCGAGACCUACGCUCUUUUCGCAAAGUUUCCUGUUACAUCAUGCAAGAUGACAUGCUCCUUCCUCAUCUUACUGUCCAAGAGGCUAUGAUGGUAUCUGCUCACCUGAAACUUCAAGAGAAAGAUGAAGGAAGAAGGGAAAUGGUAAAGGAAAUACUGACAGCCCUGGGUUUGCUCGCAUGUGCCAACACGAGGACUGGGAGUCUUUCUGGAGGCCAGAGAAAGCGUCUUGCCAUUGCUUUGGAGCUGGUGAACAAUCCUCCUGUCAUGUUUUUUGAUGAACCAACCAGUGGCUUGGAUAGUGCAUCAUGUUUUCAGGUUGUCUCUUUGAUGAAAGCUUUAGCCCAGGGGGGCAGGUCCAUCAUCUGCACGAUUCACCAGCCCAGUGCUAAACUGUUUGAGUUGUUUGAUCAGCUCUAUGUUUUAAGUCAAGGUCAAUGCAUUUACCGUGGGAAAGUAUUAAACCUUGUCCCUUACUUGAGAGAUUUAGGUUUAAAUUGUCCAACCUACCACAAUCCAGCAGAUUUUGUUAUGGAAGUAGCUUCUGGUGAAUACGGAGACCAGAGCAGCCGGCUGGUCAGGGCAGUGCGGGAGAGGAUAUGUGACACAGACUACAAGAGAGAUGUUGGUGAGAACGAGCCGAACCCGUUCCUCUGGCACCGGCCUUCUGAAGAGGAUUCGUCCUCCACAGAAGGCUGCCACAGCUUCUCCGCCAGCUGCCUAACCCAGUUCUGCAUCCUCUUCAAAAGGACUUUUCUCACCAUCAUGAGGGAUUCAGUCCUGACGCACUUGCGUAUCACCUCACACAUCGGAAUCGGACUGCUCAUUGGCUUGCUCUACUUAGGAAUUGGCAAUGAAGCUAAGAAGGUCCUCAGCAACUCUGGCUUCCUCUUUUUUUCCAUGUUGUUUCUUAUGUUUGCUGCACUCAUGCCAACCGUGCUUACAUUUCCUCUUGAGAUGGGAGUGUUUCUCAGAGAGCAUCUGAACUACUGGUACAGUCUGAAAGCCUACUAUCUUGCUAAAACCAUGGCUGAUGUUCCUUUUCAGAUCAUGUUUCCUGUAGCUUACUGCAGCAUUGUGUACUGGAUGACCUCGCAGCCAUCUGAUGCACUCCGCUUUGUCCUCUUUGCGGCCUUGGGAACCAUGACGUCCCUAGUGGCUCAGUCUCUGGGUCUUCUGAUAGGUGCAGCCUCUACAUCCCUGCAGGUGGCCACUUUUGUGGGCCCAGUUACUGCCAUCCCGGUGCUUCUGUUCUCUGGGUUUUUUGUCAGCUUUGAUACCAUUCCAACGUACCUCCAGUGGAUGUCCUACAUUUCCUAUGUCAGAUAUGGGUUUGAAGGUGUUAUUCUCUCCAUCUAUGGACUGGAUCGAGAAGAUCUGCAUUGUGACAAAGAUGAUACUUGCCAUUUUCAAAAAUCAGAGGCGAUUCUGAGAGAACUGGAUGUUGAAAAUGCCAAACUUUACCUGGACUUCAUUGUACUCGGAAUUUUCUUCUUCUCCCUGCGCCUAAUUGCCUAUUUUGUUCUCAGAUACAAAAUCCGAGCAGAGAGAUAA